Molecule: messenger RNA, 2573 nt
Organism: Microplitis demolitor
Lineage: Eukaryota; Metazoa; Arthropoda; Insecta; Hymenoptera; Braconidae
Gene: Sirt2
Product: NAD-dependent protein deacetylase sirtuin-2
Exons: 6
Coding region: 213-1313 (366 amino acids)
Molecular function (GO): histone deacetylase activity, NAD-dependent; NAD+ binding
Source: RefSeq, a predicted model, not a curated record
AAAAAAAAAUUAAAAGUAUGGUGAGAACUAGACUCAAAUUCUGCUCUUCUAAGCUAUUGGUAAGAGUAUAGAAAAAAAAUCAUACGAAUCAUAUGUUUAUAUUAACAUAAAACAAAGCUGCAGUGAUUCAGACAGUGUUUAUAUUAUUUGUCUAGAUUUUAGACAUUAAAUUAUUUUUUAAAGUUGGCUGUGUAUUUAUUAAGUCAUACGUAAUGGAAGCAUCAGCAGAAAGUCAUUCUAAAGAAAUUGAUGAUAAAACGAAAAAUGAUGAACAAGCAUCUAAUUCUUCAUCAGGUAAAGAUGACAUUUCUGGAGUAGAAAAAGUAUCACAGUAUUUACUGUCUAAAUUGAAAAUUAGUGAUAGCGAAGAAAAAAUGGUUAUAAAAUCAAGUAAAAAGAUUUUGCGAGAGUUAAGUAUUCAAGGGAUUGUAGAUUACAUUAAAGAAAAUAAUUGUCGUAAUAUAAUAACGAUGGCUGGUGCUGGUAUAUCAACUUCUGCUGGAAUACCUGAUUUUCGUUCGCCUUCUAGUGGAUUGUAUUAUAACUUGCAAAAAUAUAAUCUUCCGUACCCUCAGGCGAUUUUUGAAAUCGACUUUUUCAAAUCGAAUCCUGAACCAUUUUUUGUACUGGCAAAAGAAUUAUUUCCAGAAAAAUUAAAACCUACGUUAAGUCACUGCUUCAUUAAGUUAUUAUCGGACAAAGGAUUGUUAUUGCGACAUUACACACAAAAUAUCGAUACUUUGGAAAGGAUUUCUGGGCUACCUCCUGAAAAGUUGGUUGAAGCUCACGGAACAUUUCAUUCCUCACGAUGUCUUGAGUGCCGUACUAUUUACGAUCUUUCAUGGUUGAAAAAGAAAGUAAACGAAGAAACAAUACCGAAAUGUGAAAAAUGUUUAGAAGGUGUUGUUAAACCAGACAUUAUUUUCUUUGGUGAAAUGUUACCACACCGUUUUUAUCAAUCAAUUGAACACGAUUUUCCUAAAGCCGAUUUACUUAUUAUUAUGGGUUCAAGUUUAGUUGUACAGCCAUUCGCGUCCUUAAUUGAUAAAGUAAAGUCAUCAUGUCCACGUUUACUUAUUAAUAAAGAAAAAGUUAGUGUACAAGAUAGACUAUCACGGUUUUUCGGUCUAAGUCAUGGGUUCGUUUUUGAACCGAAAAAUUCAGAGGUUGCCCGAGAUGUUGCUUGGAUUGGAGAUUGUGAUAAGGGUUGUAAAUUACUAGCAGAUAAACUUGGCUGGACUACGGAAUUAGAGAAACUUAUGCAAAGUGAUUUUCAAAAUCCAAAUGUUGAAAAAUCAGAAGUAUCUGAAUGAAAAUAUGAGAAAUCAUUGUAUACGAGAUUGUAUGUUUAAUAGAUGUAUAUAUUUAUCUUAUUACAAAUCAGAUAAUUUUUAUUCCUAUUGGUUUCAAGUUCCUUGAAGAUGGCGCUUUUUUUGGUUUAAGUAUGAGGAAGUUCGGGGAGUAAGACGAAAGUCAAUUUGCAAAGUAAGCAGUAAAAGCAUUAAACCUUUUAGGAAAAUGUUUCCAUUUGUCCAGUGGCUCUUUCUUCAGAUCCAUGCGACAACAUAUUAUAGAUAAUUAUUUAUUAAUUGAUUAGCUCUAAACAUAGUAUUCUGCUGAAGUUGCCGCCGGAACUUUGGCUGAAGUACCCCUAAAAAUAACAGAGAAAAUACAAACAGGAAAGGAUUAAACAAAACUUCGUAAACAUACUGUUUUUAUUUUUUAAAUUUACCUUUUGAUAAAAAACAGAUCUAAAAACUUUUAAAUAAAUAACUUGAUAAAGAAAUAGAUAAAUAGUCAAAGCUUAAAAAAUAAAACAUAUCUAUAUAUACAUAUAUAUAUAUAUUAUGUUUCAUUCAAGAAAAUUAUAUAAUUUUUGAUAAUAAAAAUAUGUUUUAAUCUUCUGAGGGCCGUUCAUAAAAUACGCCACGUAAAAUUUUACCUUUUUAGAAACCUCCUCCUUCGUCACGCUAUGCCACAUUUUCUGCCCCCCCCCCCUCUAUCAAUAUUGCGUCACAAAUGAUAGAUCCCUCGUACAUGAUAUAUAACAUUUAACGACACAUAAAUUUAUAUAUUUUAAUAUAUUAAUUGCAAUAAUAAAACUUUAAAAAAUAAUUUAAAUUUUGAAAAAUCGAAGGAAAAAUUGCAAACGUAUUUUAUGAACGGUCCCUACUGUAUUUUAACAUUGAAUUACAUAAAUUAUAUAUGACGAAAAGUUGCGAUUUCGAUCAUUGAUGAAAUUUUAUUUUUGGUAGUAGGAAAUUAAUAGCCUAUAUACAUUUCACUAUAUUAAUUGCUUAUUGUUUUAGUACCAAAAGAUAUUUUCAAAAAUUUGAUCAUGGAAUACAAUAUCAUUAGAAGACGAAUACUACAAAUAAUAAUACUGCAGUUGUCAUAUUUUUAUAAACAAAGCUAACUGAAAAUAAUUUUUGGCAUAAAACUGUAUUGUGUUAUAUACAAUGAAAGACAAGAAAAUUUAUAUUUAUCAUUCAAACCGUUAGAUUGUCUAGCAUACACUUAUUGGUGUAACAUAUAAAUGUAUUGAAAACAAAUAAAAUGAUAUCCUUAUUGAU